CCGCAGCUAUUUAGUGGGAAAGCGCUGCAGAAGUUGAAGCUGGGACUUAAAGUCCAAAAGCUAGCAAAUCCCAUAGCUAGUAUCCUCGCAGACAAUCGUACUAUGGUUGUAGAGGAGUAUGUAGAGGGAGUCGAGGCGUAUUUCCGCCUAGAGAAGGAUGGGAAAGUGGAGAAGGUCCUCCACUCCCUGACUCUCCUCGUAGAAGACAGCCUCCCAUUCGACAUUGUCCUGGGAAUGGAUUGGGGAGAGGCAGCCGGGGCCACGCUCCAUUUGAAGGAGCACGAGUGUAGGCUCCCUAGUUCUUCAGGCGAGGCUAAGACUGCCCGCCUGUUCCAUGUGCCAGGCGUAGAGAAUUCCUUGGCACAUUGCUGCCUUAGUGCUCCUGCGUUCGCCAGAUUGGUGAAAAAGGAAAAACUAGAGGAACAGGUUUUCGUUGCCUAUGUCAGGCCAGGGACUGAGCCUACGGAAGAGAAGUUGAUGGACCCUGCAAUUGCCAAGCUGCUGGAAGAUCGGACCCCUGAAGAGCAUCAGAGUCAUCUCAGGCAAGUCUUGGAGAAGCUGAGAGAAGCUAACUUUAAGAUCAAUGCAAAGAAGUGCGAUUGGGCGAAGACCCAAGUUUUGUAUCUAGGCCACGUCUUAGAUGAAGAUGACGUUAAGCCAGAAGAUAGCAAGAUCGCAGCGAUUAGAGAUUGGCCCACGCCACGUACGCUGACAGAGUUGCGCUCGUUCCUGAGCUUAGCGAAUUACUACAGGAAGUUUGUGAGGAACUUCUCCACCAUCGCUGCGCCCCUUCGCAGAUUGUUAAGAAAAGAGACAAUUUGGAAGUGGGACAAGGACUGCACGUCUGCCAUGAAGAAGCUAAAGCAGGCGUUGAUAGAGUAUCCCGUCCUUAACGUCGUCGAUCCGUCCUUGCCCUUUGUCGUUACUACGGAUGCUAGCCAGUACGGCCUAGGCGCAGUGUUACAGCAAGACGAUGGCAAUGGCUAUAGACCCGUAGAGUUCAUGUCCGCUAGGAUGCCUUCAGAGAAGGUUGCGACAUCUACCUAUGAGAGGGAACUCUACGCUCUCACGCAAGCAUUAGACCACUGGAAGCACUACUUGCUUGGGAGGCACUUCAAAGUCUAUUCGGACCAUGAAACGUUACGAUGGUUAAAGACCCAGGCCAAGAUGACACCUAAGCUUACUAGGUGGGCCGCAGAGAUAGAUCAGUACGACUUCGAGCUCAAGCCUGUCAAAGGGAAGUACAACGUAGUCGCGGAUGCUCUGAAUAGGAAAGCAGAUUACUUUGGGGCAAUAGUACAUUACCUCGAUAUAGGAAAGGAUUUGCAGCAGAAGGUUAGAGAAGCCUACGCGCAGGACCCUAUCUAUGGUGAGUUCCUCACUCGAGUCAAGGAGGCCCCAGAGACCGAGCCGAACUACUGCACUACUGGAGGGUUACUCUUCGAGAAGACUAAUGUCUUUGACCGGUUGUGCAUCCCCAAUAGCGAAGAGAUCCGUAGUCUGAUUAUGGGGGAAUGUCACGACACAGAGGGUCAUUUCGGUUGGCAAAAGACUUUGGCCAAUCUGAUGCGCGCGUAUACCUGGCCAGGGAUGAAGAAUGACUGCGUAGAGUAUGUUCGCAGUUGCAAAGUCUGCCAGCGUAAUAAGAGUUCUACGCGCGCCCCGCUAGGUCUUCUCAGACCCUUGCCCAUCCCGGAUCAGCCGGGAGACUCAAUGUCAAUAGAUUUCAUGGACACUCAAGUCAAGAGCAGGCAUGGCAAGAGCCAAGUCAUGGUCAUAGUUGACCGCUUUAGCAAGUACGCAGUUCUUGUUCCUUUGCCUUCUGAGGCGCGUACUGAUUUAGUCAUACAGAGGUUCUUUGACUGUUGGGUUAGUGAGAAUGGAAUCCCGCUGUCUAUAGUUAGCGAUAGAGAUAGUCGCUUUACUAGCCAGAACUGGCAAGAACUCAUGGGAGUAUACGGAUCUAAGUUGUUGAUGUCGUAUGGCCGCCAUCCAGAGACUAACGGUCAGACAGAGCAAAUGAACAAGAUCCUACAGCAAGUUCUGCGCAUGUAUAUUAGGCCAGAUCAGAUUAACUGGGAUGAGAUGUUGCCUAAAGUAGCUAGUGCGUACAAUAACAGCGUGCAUCUAGCCACCUGCCGCACUCCCAACGAACUGCACAAGUCCUUUAGACCGUGCAGACCGUUUGAGGGACUUAACCGGGAUCAGAUUCAGAGAUUGUCGCCCGGGACCAGGGAGUUUGCUAUGCAACACGAGAAAGAAGGUGACUUAGUCUGGGUUAGUUCUAAAGAGUUUGCGCCGGAGGAGAACAUCUCGCAGAAGUUACUGCCCACAUAUAGAGGACCGUGGCCUGUUCUGGAAGUCAAGGGCGGGGAAGAUGGACCGUCCUAAACAAUAGAACUACCAGCACACCUCCACACGUAUCCAGUUUUCCAUCCC
Molecule: messenger RNA, 2439 nt
Organism: Chara braunii
Lineage: Eukaryota; Viridiplantae; Streptophyta; Charophyceae; Charales; Characeae
Source: the annotation of a GenBank genome assembly